This is a messenger RNA of Pipistrellus nathusii (Nathusius's pipistrelle), 324 nucleotides long. The record is from the annotation of a GenBank genome assembly. NCBI's taxonomy places the organism in Eukaryota, Metazoa, Chordata, Mammalia, Chiroptera, Vespertilionidae.
AUGGGGAAAUUAGGACACAGACAUCCACACAAGGGGAAUGCCAUGCUACAUGAAUGCAGAGAUGAGGGUGAUGCAUCAGCAAGCCCAGGAACACCAAAGAUUGCCAGCAAACACCAGAAUCUAGGAACAGAUCCUCCCUCGUGGCCUCAGAACGAACCAGCCCUGCUGGCAUCGUGGCCUCAGACUUCAGCCUCCCAAACUGGGGCAGAAGAAAUAAACGUUCUGUGGUUUAAGCCCUGUCACGUCUGGUACUUUGAUACGGCAGCCCCAGCCGACCAAAACAGCCAACUGAAUUUUAAAUGUUCCUUUCAUUCCAGCUCAUGA